UCAGGGGAGGGGGCGGGGCUUGUGGCGCUCACGUGACCUGCUUAUAGCCCAGCACUUCCUGCAUCUGUUCAGUCUGUUUGGAUGCCUUUGGACUUCAACUUUUCUGAGUAUGGGUACUUUGGUCUUUUAAUGCUGUAGUGCUUGGCCUGAGUGUUUACAAGUGGACAGCCUGGAGUUGUGAGGAGAGGCAAGUUUCCCAUGCAGCGGACUGUGGCCGUCCUCGGCGGUGGGGUCAGUGGCUUGGCCGCCUGCUACUACCUCUCCAGGAGCCCCCAGGCGCCCAAGGUCAUCCUUCUGGAAAGCAGCAGCCGCUUGGGAGGUUGGAUCAGUUCCACGCGGACAGAGGAUGGAGCUGUUUUUGAACAUGGCCCCAGAGGGGUCCGGCCCGCUGGGAAUGUGGGCAAGAAUACCCUUCUUAUGGUCUCUGAACUUGGACUUGAGAGUGAUGUCCUUCCUGUCCCGGGUGACCACCCGGCCUCCAAAAACCGCUAUCUCUAUGUUCAAGGGGCUUUGCAUAAACUCCCUUCAAGCAUUGGUGGCGUUGUCCGGACUGUGCCUCCUUUCACCCGUCCUCUGCUCUGGAGCGGCCUGAAAGAAAUAGUAGCUCCUCGAGGCUCCGAACCUGAUGAGACCAUCCAUGCCUUUGUGAAUCGUCGCUUCGGCCAGGAGAUGGCGGACAUCGUGAUUGACAGCCUCUGCCGCGGGGUGUUUGCUGGCGACUGCCGGGCGCUGAGUGUGCGCUCCUGCUUCCCGGCACUGUUCCAGGCCGAGAGGACACACCGUUCCGUCAUCCUGGGCAUGGCUUUGGCUGGAGGGAAAGGUGCCCCCUUGGAUUCCCCACUCAUCCGCAGGGCCAAGGAGGAGCGCUGGAGCCAGUGGUCCCUUCGGGGUGGGAUGCAGUCCCUCCCUGAAGCUCUCGAAGGAUUCCUGAAGCAGCGCGGGGUGGACAUCCACCGUGACGCCCCUGUCAAACAGCUGGAGAGAAUGGCAUCUGGCUCUUGGAGGAUAAUGCUGGAAGAUGGCAGUAUAGAGGCAGAUCAUGUCAUCAGUGCUUUGCCAGCCAAAGCGCUUGCAGCAUCUCUCCCCAGCUGGGCUGAACCACUUUCUCAGGAGCUGCUAAACAUCCAAGCUGUGUCUGUAGCUGUGGUCAACCUCAAGUAUGAAAACGUGGGGCUCCCGGUUAUGGGUUUUGGGCACCUGGUGCCAUCUUUUGAGGACAGCUCCUUACUCGGCAUCGUUUAUGACUCGGUGGCAUUUCCUGAGCAGGAUGGAUCCAGUGGGCCUGCCCUUCGCCUCACGGUGAUGCUGGGUGGCGCAUGGUUCAAGCCGGGUCUUGGUGACCCUGACACCGUUUCCCAUACUGUGUUACUGAGGUGUGCCAAAGCAGCAGUCAAGAAACAUCUUGGGAUAUCCUCGGAGCCCUCCCGGGCCAUUGUCAAGGUGCAGAAGGCUUGCAUCCCACAGUAUGAAAUCGGUCACUGGAAGCACAUAGAGAAUGCAGCCGCUUACCUGGUGCAGCAGAAGCUCCCUCUGAGCCUGAUUGGGGCUUCCUAUGAAGGAGUCUCUGUGAACGACUGCAUCUCCGGUGCUCGGACGGCGGUGGUCAAGCUUCUCGGCCAGUCUUGAGGAAGGAGGUCAUCCUUCAGCUUGGAUUCUCCUCUCGGAUGCUUCAGGGUCUCUUUCAGAGAACCGAGGCAGCAGGAGAUUGGCUUCAGAUGUCUUAUCGCUUCUAAAAGGUGGAAGGUGGUAUUUUUGUGGGUGCUUUUUGGAACUGAAAUGCACAUUCUUGGCGGGCAAGAGACUUUCUAAGAAUGGCAAGCAAGGGCGCAGGAAGGAGUGCCUUUUCCCUCUUGUCGCCAUUGCGAUGGUAUUUUAAAAAUGCGAUGCAGAAAGCAAAAGUAAGCCAUGUUGGCUGUAAGAAAAAUUCCCAAGUAUUGUGGUCAAAAAGUAAACAAAAGUA
This is a messenger RNA of Anolis sagrei ordinatus, 1960 nucleotides long. NCBI's taxonomy places the organism in Eukaryota, Metazoa, Chordata, Lepidosauria, Squamata, Anolidae. The record is from RefSeq and is a predicted model, not a curated record.